CGCUGCCGUGCGGCGCGGGCGGAGGGGUGCGCGGGGCCGGCUGGCGACCCGGGGGCUCCCGCCGCCGCCCCGCCCGCCCGCGUCAUGCCGCCCCCUGCUCUGCUUUGCGCGCUCUGCUGGGGCCUCCUGGCCACCGCCACCCACGCCGGCUACUCGGGGGACGGCUGCAGCUGGAGCGGCAGCGGCCUGACCCAGGAGCCGGGCAGCGUGGGGCAGCUGUCCCUGGCCUGCUCGGAGGGCGUGAUCCAGUGGCUGUACCCGGCCGGGGCGCUGCGCCUGACCCUGGCCGGCUCCGGCUCCGGCACGCGCUCUGGCAUCGCCUGCCUGCGGCCCGCGCGGUCCUUCGCAGGCGCCCAAGUCUUCGCGGAGCGGGCGGGCGGCGCCCUGGAGCUGCUGCUGGCCGAGGGUUUGGGCCCGGCGGGGGGCCGGUGCGUGCGCUGGGGUCCCCGUGAGCGCCGGGCCCUCUUCCUGCAGGCCACCCCGCACCCAGACAUCAGCCGCCGCGUGGCUUCCUUCCGCUUCGAAACGCACGAGGACAGGUACCCAGAGCUGCCUCCACAGGCCCACGGUCUUGGUGCCGAUGGUGUCUGUAGGCCCUGCAGCGACGCCGAGCUCCUGCUGACUGCAUGCACCAGCGACUUUGUGAUCAACGGAACCAUCCGCGGGGUUGCCCACAACACAGAGCUGCAGGAAUCUGUUAUCACAGUGGCAGCUGCCCGUGUCCUCCGACAGACGCUGCCGCUGUUCCGGGUGGGGGAGUCCGGGGGCCAGGCCUCCAUUCACACCCCGCUGCGCUGCGGCGUCCGUCCUGGCCCCGGCGCCUUCCUCUUCAUGGGCUGGAGCCGCUUUGGUGAGGCCUGGCUGGGCUGUGCACCCCGCUUCCAGGAAUUCAGCCGUGCCUAUGCGGCUGCCCACGCCGACCACCUCCACCCCUGUGAGGUGGCACUGGACUGAGCGCCGGGAGCAGGGCACUGGGGAGGGGCUGGGAGAGGGUGGGUGGGGAGGGACAGCCUCCUCAGGGUCCCAGCUGCUUCUGAGGUGAUAGCCACAACCAAUAGGAACACUGAUGUCAUUAGCCAGCGUAGAUGGGAGUGUCCCAUGCCUGAGCCUGGGCCAUCUAAGCACCCCCCAGCCCCACUGCUCCGAUUUCUGCUUCGGAGUAGGACACCGAGGCUCUGGGCAGUGAUGCCUUGUCUAAGGCCACCCAGCUAGUGAGUGGGAGAGUGGCCCGUGCCCGUGCCUUGAAGGCGAGCUGCUGCCUGGGUUGGGGGGAAGCAGGGACCCUUCCUUCCACGGGAUCCUCAGCUCUGCUGCUCCUACCUUCGAGGCCAGGUUCUUCCGUAAGUGAGAAUGCAAGCAGAAAAAGGGCUGUAACUCCCCAGGUCUGAGGAGGGAGGGGUCCUUUACUGGGGGACAGGCAGGAAGACGGCACUCCUAGCCUGUGAGGGAAGGCGGUGCAAUCUGGCAGGAUGCCAGACUUCCCUCUGUGGUCCGCUGGGAGCCCAGCAGAGUCAUCCUGGCCCCGUCCGAUCCUCGGGGAAGAAUGGCCCCCUCUGUCCUGAGGGCCCUGAGACGUGCGUAGCAUCCGGACAUGGCUCAUCCUCACGGGAGCGGGGUCUCCUCUGCAGGGUCGGGCACCGUUUCUGGAGGGCAGGGUGAUACAAUGGGGUCUCUAAGGACCAUUUCCCGCCACCGGCCCCAUUGUUGCUGCCUCCGCCUUCCUUUUCAGCCUCAGUCACAUAAAAGGCUAGGGCAGUUUGGGACAAAGCCCUGUGUGGAGGCUGAAUGCCCCUGGGGUGGGGGUGCAUGCCAGGGCUUCUGAACCGGGACUGGCUGACUCUGCUCACUCCAACCCCACGCGUUCCUGAGGAAGCCAAAGCUCAGGGUGGGGUUGGGGCACCUGGACUCACAGGCUGAGCCCCAGAAACAGCUUCCCAUCCUCAUCUGCCAGUCUGCAGUGGGGAAGGAGCUGACGGUGGGCAUGGAGGCCAGGGGCCGCCUCAUCUUUCAGGCAGGAGCUGAGACUAAAAGAGAGGCCGGCCGGUCUGUGCAGGGCCCAGACACAGGGCUCCUUCCUCCAGAUUUGGCUGACAGUUGUGGGUAGGGGAGGCAGGUUCCCAGGGGUUUGCAGCCACCUGCCCUCCUGAGGCUCACUGCCGCUCCCUUCUCCCCAAACUUUCAACCAUGGAGUGCUCAGGGUCACGCAGUAGACCUCUCCUGUCCCUUGAUAUGCCCUCAUCGGAGAGCUGGAGCAGCCUCGUGGCUUUACAAACCAUCAAUGUGCUGAUGACCCUGUGUUUUGAUCUCCAGCCUGGACCUUUCCCAUGGACUGCAGAGCGUCGUAUCCCUGUCUGCCCCCUUCCCCUCACCGAAGAGCAUCUCGGCAAAGACCAGAGGAGGAAGAGAUGGGUGUACUCUCCUGAUCCUCCUCCUCUGCUGGGAGGUUUCUGCUUUGUCCAGGCCCCAAGGACGGCUUCCUCUCCAAGGCUAUCCUUACCCUUGGUAUCUGUCCUGAUUUUGUGGUCAGUUCCCCACAGCCUUUCAUGGGAAGGAGGCCCCUGGCCACACCCAGGGGUCACUGUGGACUGCCUCCCAGACCACCUGCCCACAAAAACGUAGGGCGGCUGCUCUGGGCUGAGCCCUUGGUUGGACACUGGUCUCUACGCACCUGUCCCAGGAAGUGCCUGAGCCUCCCAUGCACACCCUCUCCGCAAAGUGCUAACUUUGCAACUAGUAUUCUUUUCAUAAGGUGCAGAAAGGGCAGAAAUGGGUAUGGCUAACAGGGCUACAGGAGGCCUGGGGUGCUCCAGGUCAUGCCCCAAAGUCUUGGGCCAGGGGCUUCAUGCCUGCCCUGGGGGGCGGGGGCAAGGGGAAACAGUGUGGGUGAGCAUGUAUGUGGGGGCUGUGGGCUAAGGGAGCUGGCCUGUGGGGCACCUCUGGGCAUGUGCACUCACACAGGUACGUGCCCAACUGCUGAGGAGCAGAGCACCUGAGUAAACAUGAGAGUUGUGGGGUGUGUGCACUGA
This is a messenger RNA of Acinonyx jubatus (cheetah), 3026 nucleotides long. It is a transcript of the gene METRN, whose product is annotated as meteorin, glial cell differentiation regulator. Gene Ontology annotation, biological process: glial cell differentiation; positive regulation of axonogenesis. Gene Ontology annotation, molecular function: hormone activity. The record is from RefSeq and is a predicted model, not a curated record. The coding region runs from base 85 to 954 and encodes 289 amino acids. Lineage: Eukaryota; Metazoa; Chordata; Mammalia; Carnivora; Felidae. The transcript has 4 exons.